Engraulis encrasicolus (European anchovy) is the source of this 3606-nucleotide messenger RNA. RefSeq names its product cytoplasmic phosphatidylinositol transfer protein 1-like. Gene Ontology annotation, molecular function: phosphatidylinositol binding; phosphatidylinositol transfer activity. NCBI's taxonomy places the organism in Eukaryota, Metazoa, Chordata, Actinopteri, Clupeiformes, Engraulidae. The coding region runs from base 667 to 1788 and encodes 373 amino acids. Gene Ontology annotation, cellular component: cytoplasm. The record is from RefSeq and is a predicted model, not a curated record. Gene Ontology annotation, biological process: phospholipid transport. The transcript is spliced from 9 exons.
UGCCCCAUCAACACAGCACGACGCUUUUCGCUGGCCAAUUGACAGCUCGGCAAGGAACCGUGACAAUCGUUUAAGUUUUUGUUUUCUUUCUGCACUUAUCCGGUGAAGGGUCGUAGGUGACAGGGGUCGAGUCUGGAAGGAGAACUCCCGUUGAAUUUAAAUAUUGAUUAGAGCUAUUUUUUCCGCCUCGCGCACAAAAGAUGAGGCUUCAGCAGUCAGUGUUGUAAGAGCUAUGAAAUAGGCUACAGCUUCGCGCAGUCGGUCACCAUCAGUCGCCAGCUCAUUUUCAGACCUGAAGCAUAAUUUCUUUGGAAAUUCGUUUACUUUCACCAUGUCCUAGAAGCGUUUAUUGUGUAUUCUUUGACUGCGACUGUUCCGUCCUGUCCCGUGAAAUAGAGGGGGGCAGGUCGAUACAGUGUUGCAGCUAUUGCGCUCGCUUUCUGAAGAUACGAUUUGUUGCGAGGGAACUAGAAGGUCUACAACAGACAUUUUGCUAAUUUCCGCUUUGGUAGACAGACCCCGCGCAGGACUACUUGUAUGCGCAGCCCAGCAAAAAAACAGAGUUGGAGUAGCUUGAAGAACCGGAGGAAAAGUCUUGAGAAGGAAUAAGAAUCGGUACGAGGUAUCAGAAGAAUCUGUUUGCACGUGCGGUGCCCACCGACAGCGAUGCUGCUGAAGGAGUACAGGAUAUGCAUGCCCCUCACUGUGGAGGAGUACAGGAUUGGUCAGCUCUACAUGAUCAGUAAGCACAGUCAUGAGCAGAGUGAGCGUGGCGAGGGGGUGGAGGUGGUGCAGAACGAGCCCUACGAGGACCCCACACACGGCCAAGGCCAGUUCACCGAGAAACGAGUCUACCUCAACAGCAAGCUUCCCAGUUGGGCGCGAGCGGUGGUGCCAAAGAUCUUCUACGUGACCGAAAAGGCCUGGAACUACUACCCUUACACCGUCACAGAGUAUACAUGUUCUUUCCUGCCAAAGUUCUCCAUUCACAUCGAGACGAAAUACGAGGACAACAAAGGCUGCAAUGACCAUAUCUUUGACACUGACACUGAGACCAAGGACCAGGAGAGAGAGGUGUGCUUUGUCGACAUUGCCUAUGAUGAGAUCCCGGAGCGAUACUAUAAAGAAUCCGAGGACCUGCGCUACUUCCGCUCGGAGAAGACGUCCCGCGGCGUGCUGCAGGAGGGCUGGAGGGACAGCCAGGAACCCAUCAUGUGCUCCUACAAGCUGGUGACCGUCAAGUUCGAGGUCUGGGGCCUGCAGACGCGCGUCGAGCAGUUCGUACACAAGGUAGUCCGUGACGUUCUCCUACUGGGCCACAGACAAGCCUUCGCCUGGGUGGACGAGUGGAUCGACAUGACGAUGGAUGAGGUGAGAGAGUUCGAGCGCACCAUCCAGGCGGAGACCAACCAGAUCAUCGGGGUCUUCCCUCCGUCCAUCUCCAUCGGCGAGACGCCCCUGUCCUCCCUGGCCCCCCCGACGGGCCCCGCCAGCGCCCCCUCCACCCCGCUCUGCACCGACGCCCCCUCGGAGUUCCUCUCCGUCCCCAAGGACCGACCGCGCAAGAAGUCCGCCCCCGAGACCAUCACCCUGCCCCUGCCCCUCCCCCAGCCGGGCUCCUCCUCCUCCUCCUCCGUCCUCCUCCAGGGUUCUGGUGGUGCUGGUGGUGCUAGCUCCUCCUUAGCUCCUAUCGCUAUCGCUACCACAGCGGCUCCGCUAACCCCUGGCCCCGCCACCGCACCCAUCCUCAACCACGCACCCUGGAACUCGGACGACGCCAUCGAGUGAUGUGGCCAUGUCCUGCAACACACACACACACACACACACAUACACACACACACACACACACACACACACACACACACACACACACACACACACACACAUACACACACACACACUGCUUAUGCCGCCACACUCAUACCUCUGCCUGAAACCCACCCACCCCCACUGAUUCAAGUGUACACACACACACGCACACACGCAACCACUCACAUUUAUACUGUCUCCAUGUAUGUCUCUUUCUCUCCGUAUGUUUUACAUGGCCCAGCUAUAUCCCUCUGCAGCCAGUUCUCCUAAGGCCCAUGCCCCCUCUUUACACGAAAUCUCACAGUUGCUACUGUAGUUCAGACCCACAUCACAUUCAAAAGACCACCCAAACCCAUUAAGACCGACGAACGGGUUAAUUUUUUUUUGCAUUUUAAUACAAAAGUGCCCGGGCCCUAUUUCCCCCAAGGUCCAGUCCUGCCCAUUAAUAUUUCAUUCCAUUUUUGACACAACUCGGCCUAACAUCGUGCAGCACAUUCAGUGUAGCUCUUGCCUUACACAAGCCCCCAGUAGCUGAAAGGGUGACAAACAAACAACCAAUACGUCCUUCUUCUUCUCUGCCAAAAUUAAGAGAAUAUCUACUCGUUUCAGUUACGUGCAUGUGUGCGGGCGUGUGCGUGGCAGUCCUUCCGCUCGUGUGUGUGUUCUUGUGUCCAGCAGAGUCAUGGAAUUCAGAGUUGUGACAACCGGGGUACAGGAAGUCGGCUGGUGGCGUGAUUCCCCUUCCUGGAACUAUUUCGGAACUAUGUCAAUGGGCAUCUGUGUGUUAAAGGCUCCAUGAGCCGCCAUCUUUGUUUAAAUAUGGAACACAGCGGUCAAUUGCUGUUUACAUGAGACAUUUAAUUCGGAAUUAACUCACGUUAAUUCUGAAUAAAGCUUUAUUCCGCUUUGAAAAUGUCAUGUAAGCACUUCUUAAUUCGGAAUUAAAUGAAAGAUCAAAGGAAACUCGACGGAACUAUUUAAUUCCGGAUUAUUAAUUCGGAAUUAAAACAGUCAUGUAAACGUAGCAAUUGGUAUUAGCCUAACUCUUACUUCUAUGGCUCUGGUUGUGUCGGUCAGUCUGCCUGUUGCAGCGUUUACAUCAGGCACACCGUGUCCUUCCUCUCCUCCGUCCACAGACCUUGACAACAGCAGAUACAGCUAUAUCCUGUUAACAGAAGUCGACACACUGGCUUCAGAAAUUUGUAGUCUUGCCUGGCUGCCGUGUAUUUUUUUCCCUGCCAGUUUGAUUCCCAUUGAUCAUUAUUUCCUAUUUUUUUUGUCUUCAGUAGGUGCCUGAAGGGUGAACGCAACAUCUAGUGUUAGUCUUUAUCUUUGAAGCCCUUCUAGCGAUUAGUGAAUUCCUCUGGGGAUUCUUUCCCUUGACCACUAGGUCAUUACUGCAACAUAAUGAGUCAAGUCACCUGUCUGAAGGACUACAUGUCAUGGCAGUUCUUUGACUUUCUUAAGCCAGUAUGCCCACCUCUGCCAAUUAUUAACGAUGUUUGUUGUGUCGUAUUUCCCAGGAGUUUAGUUAGUUAGCUAGACGAGUCUCUCCAGUGUACAGCCAUACAAACCCCCGUGGCCUAAGUCUAGCUGCAGAGCUGAGUGUAGAUAUUUUUAGCAACACUGAGCUGAUCUGCUACUGUAUGAAAUGCCACCGCCGCGGCAGGCAGGUGUUGCUAUGCUACAGCACAUCAGCUUCAUUCGGGAAGAACUGAAAACAGAAACCUUUCGACCAAUCAGAGAAAGAGAGUGAAAAGAUGUUUCUCAGGUCGCCGACUCCUUUUUGAUAACACA